GUCCAGGUAAAGGUGGGACGGCGCAUGUUGGUGGUCCAGGUAAAGGUGGGACAGCGCCUGUUGGUGGUCCAGGUAAAGGUGGGAAGGUGCAUGUUGGUGGUCCAGGUAAAGGUGGGAUGGCGCAUGUUGGUGGUCCAGGUAAAGGUGGGACGGUGCGUGUUGGUGGUCCAGGUAAAGGUGGGACGGCGCGUGUUGGUGGUCCAGGUAAAGGUGGGAUGGUGCCUGUUGGUGGUCCAGGUAAAGGUGGGAUGGUGCCUGUUGGUGGUCCAGGUAAAGGUGUCAGUUAGAAGGUGUCAUAGAAGAUAUUGCAGGAAUAUACAGGUCAGCCACACGCAGAGAGAGGAUCCG
Staurois parvus is the source of this 348-nucleotide messenger RNA. The record is from the annotation of a GenBank genome assembly. NCBI's taxonomy places the organism in Eukaryota, Metazoa, Chordata, Amphibia, Anura, Ranidae.